Pseudophryne corroboree (corroboree frog) is the source of this 2764-nucleotide messenger RNA. RefSeq names its product TANK binding kinase 1 (gene TBK1). The coding region runs from base 259 to 2436 and encodes 725 amino acids. Gene Ontology annotation, biological process: peptidyl-serine phosphorylation. Gene Ontology annotation, molecular function: ATP binding; protein serine/threonine kinase activity. Gene Ontology annotation, cellular component: cytoplasm. The transcript is spliced from 21 exons. NCBI's taxonomy places the organism in Eukaryota, Metazoa, Chordata, Amphibia, Anura, Myobatrachidae. The record is from RefSeq and is a predicted model, not a curated record.
UAACAACUUACCAGCAUGAAAAGCGGGUAAUAACAGCACUGGCUAAUGCCGCCAUUGCGCUACCUGUGUUUUUCCCAAAUCAAAGAUGCCGGCGAUGCACGAGCUGCGUAAGCAGCCUCAGCCCAGUUACCCAGUGUUGCGGUGGCUGUGAUACGUCAUGGCACGGAAGUCCAGCAGCGACAGUCAGGGUUUGCUGCAGGAGUGGAGCAGAUUGUUGUACCCAGCAAGAUUGAAAACAGGCCUUCCUGACAAGGCAAGAUGCAGAGCACAGCAAAUUAUCUGUGGCUGCUUUCAGAUAUCCUGGGGCAGGGAGCAACUGCAAAUGUGUUUCGUGGACGCAAUAAGAAAACAGGAGACUUGUAUGCUGUCAAAGUUUUUAACAACUUGAGCUUCCUACGUCCUGCGGAUGUUCAAACAAGGGAAUUCGAAGUUCUAAAAAAGCUUAAUCACAAAAACAUUGUCAAACUUUUUGCAAUUGAGGAAGAGAUGUCUAGUCGUCAUAAGGUGCUGGUUAUGGAGUUCUGCCCUUGUGCAAGUUUGUACUCCGUGCUGGAAGAACCUUCAAAUGCAUAUGGGUUACCAGAAUCAGAGUUUCUUAUUGUGUCUCGGGAUGUAGUGGCAGGAAUGAACCACCUCAGAGAAAAUGGGAUAAUUCAUAGAGAUAUCAAGCCUGGAAACAUCAUGCGAGUGGUUGGUGAAGAUGGGCAAUCCGUGUACAAGCUGACAGACUUUGGUGCAGCCAGGGAAUUAGAGGAUGAUGAACAGUUUGUUUCUCUCUAUGGCACUGAAGAAUAUUUGCACCCAGACAUGUAUGAGCGUGCCGUGCUUAGGAAAGAACACCAGAAGAAGUAUGGUGCCACUGUGGAUUUGUGGAGCAUUGGGGUGACGUUCUACCAUGCUGCCACUGGCAGUCUUCCAUUUAGACCCUUUGAGGGACCACGCAGAAACAAAGAAGUCAUGUACAAAAUAAUUACUGGGAAACCAUCUGGUGCAAUAUCUGGUGUGCAGAGAACUGAAAAUGGCCCAAUAGAAUGGAACUGGGACUUACCCCUUAGCUGCAAUUUGUCCUUUGGUUUGCAAUUUCUAUUCACACCAGUGCUGGCAAAUAUUCUAGAAGCUGACCAGGAGAAAUGUUGGGGUUUUGACCAGUUCUUUGCAGUAACUAAUGAUAUUUUCCAUCGGAUUGUAGUUAAUGUCUUCUCACUUCAGCAAAUGACACUCCACAAGAUAUACAUUCAUGCUUAUAAUAUGCCAGCAGAGUUCCAUGACCUGGUGUAUAAGCAGACAAAGAUCCCAUCCCAGAACCAAGAGCUGCUCUAUGAAGGAAGAAGACUGGUAUUAGAAGCAGGCAGACUGGCCCAGCACUUCCCUUUGACCACAGAAGAAAACCCUAUUAUUGUGAUCACAAGAGAGAUGGUGACCAUCAUUGGGCUACGAUAUGAGGAAAUACCGCUAAUGAAACUUCAAACGCAUUACGACUUGGAUAUAGAUGCCAACAUGGCCAAGGCAGUAACUGGGGUUGUUUGCUACUACUGUAGAAUUGCUUCAUCUUUGCUACUCAUGCAGGAGCUUAUGCGAAAAGGAAUAUCUUGGCUUAUUGAAGUAAUGAAGGAUGAAUAUAAUGAAACUGUUCACAAGAAUACUGAAGUCACUCUCAAAUUUAACUUCUGCAACAGAACCAUAGAAAAAGACCUGAAAACAUAUGAACAUAUGAUUCAGAUGAGCGUGGAAUCCGAAAUCUAUGAAAUACAUUCCAAGCUGCUCCGGCUUUCUAGCUCCCAGCAAAAUCUAGAAACUUCACUGCGGGACAUUAAGAAUGAAUUGUCUCCUGUAGGUCUCCUGACUGACUCCUGGAUCAAUGUUGAAGGCACACGUCCAAGUGACAGAAAUGCAGAAAAAUUACAAGUGUUGCUCAGUUUGCUAAUGGAAAUCAGCUGUCAGUUCAAAAAGGACAAAGCACAACGCAGGCUUUUAUACAAUGAAGAACAAAUACACAAGUUUGACAAGCAAAAACUGUGCAUCCAUGCAACAAAAGCCUUCACACUGUACAAGGAUGAAUGUGUUGGCAAGUAUGAAGCGUUCCGCAACAAAGCCCAGGACUGGAUGAGGCAAAUGAUUCUCUUAAGGAAACAGCUCUUCACCCUCAAAAGCCAGAGUUUUGAUAUUGCAGAAGAAGUGUCCAAAUGUCAGCAUUACAUUAAUGAGUAUCAAGAAUCCAUUGCACAGAAAAUGUUUUCUAAUUCUGGGGGAAUAAAACCAGCAGUGAACACAAUCUACACAAGUCCCAACACCUUAGUGGAAAUGACGCUCGGAAUGAGGAAACUGAAAGAAGAGAUGGAGGGGGUUGUCAAAGAGUUGGCAGAAAAUAAUCAUAUCUUGGAAAGGUUCGGGGCUCUGACCAUGGAUGGUGGCUUCAGGAACGUGGACUGCAUAUAGUGAUCAGAAGAGAUUGCUCAUCUACCCACAUGUGGCAUUUACAUUGGACCUUAGCCCCUUGCCUGCUUCCUUAUCUGUAAUUUCAGUGCCAGAGAUUUAUGUAUAUAUAUAUAUGUACUAUAUUGUGAAUAUAUUGAAAUAGUUGAGUUUAAUUAUUUUGAUUAUGUUACUAUUGCUGUUAAACAGAUUUGUCUUACUGUACUCACACCACUGUAACUUUCAGUUGAUUUGUGUACAGGAGAUAUAUAAAUAUAACAUGUAUAAAUGUAACAUCUAAAGUAAAUGACUUUGAAUCACGAAGUACAAUUAUAUAGUAUUUUACUUAUAA